AUGGGUAUGAUGGAAGUUGAUAGGAGCAACACUGGUCCCCUUAGAAAGGCAAAUAAUGAAGAGUUUGAGAUAGAGAUAGGUAGCGAUGAAGAUGUCGCUGAGCCGGGCUUAGAUCAUCCCAUGGAAAGACGUAUAGUGCGGAAGAUGGAUCUUUGUUUACUUCCGCUAAUGUGCAUUCUCUAUUUCCUAUCCAACCUGGAUAAAUCCAAUAUCGGUAAUGCAGCGAUUGCUGGAAUGACUGAAGACCUCAAAUUGGUUGGAAACCAGUAUGGUAACUGUGUUACUGUAUUCUUUGCAACGUAUAUUACAUUCGAUCCAAUAGGUGCUAACUUAAUGAACAUUGUUGGUGCACCCGUGAUGAUGACGGGAUGCAUUAUUGGUUUCGGGCUAAUUUCAUUAUGCACUGCUUGGGUGAAAAAUUAUUGGCAACUGCUUUUGAUUCGUAUCUUGCUCGGCGCAUUCGAAGGUAACAUAUACCCCGCAAUAAACAUGUAUUUAUCGGUUUGCUAUAGACGGGAACAAUAUGCUAUCAGGUUUGCAUGGGUAUUCUUCGCCGCUUGUGUAUCAUCAUCGUUCGGUGGUCUGAUUUCGUACGGAUGCGCGCAUAUUAAGGGUUCGUUGAACGCUUGGCAGUACAUCUAUAUUGUUGAGGGCGCCCUAACACUUGCUGUUGUGCCUUUUUAUUGGUUUGGGUUAAGCAAAAAUUUACAGGACUCAUGGUUUUUCAACAAAGAAGAGAGAGAGUAUAUCAUCAGGCGAUAUGAAACAAUGUAUACCUAUAAUCCGAAUGAACGUUUUGAGUGGAGGCAGCUGUGGCUGGCUGUGAGGGAUGUCAAAACAUGGAUUUCAGCUAUUUCACUGUUCUGCAUUGAUUUAACGACUUUCGGCUUAACGAUUUUUAUGCCUAUUAUUAUAUCUGGAAUGGGAUUCACUCACAUAAGGGCCCAACUAAUGACUGUACCAGUUUAUUUCUUUACAGCAAUUACGUUUUUUAUCUGCGCAUAUCUGUCCGAUAAGCUUCGUUUACGUUCUCCGUUUAUUGUUGGCGCAUGCGUCACAUGCGCCAUUGGACUCGCAAUUGUUCUUGGUUCCCAUUCAAAUGCCGUCAAGUUCUUUGGCAUCUUUGUUUUAGCUUUGGGAAUUUAUGUUAAUGCAUCAACAAACUGUCUAUGGCUGAGUGGCAACGUGAGCAACUACUACAAGAGAGCUACUGCACUGGGAAUCAAUCUGUUCAGCGGCUCUUCUUCAGGCUUGGUGGCCGGUCAAAUAUUUACUGAGGCGGAAAAACCGGGCUACAAAACUGGUUUAACUCUUUGUAUGAGUCUACAGAUAGCUGCCAUAUUCCUGACACUAUUACAGUUGUUCUGCUACUAUCGUCUGAAUAAGAAGAAGAAAGCUAUGCUCGCCCAAAGUGAUAAAGAAGAGCUCAAAUUCGAUCGCAGUCUAGGCGAUGAAAACCCCCAUUUCUUAUAUAUGUACUGA
Messenger RNA from Eremothecium gossypii ATCC 10895, 1482 nucleotides. RefSeq names its product allantoate permease family MFS transporter. The transcript has a single exon. The coding region runs from base 1 to 1482 and encodes 493 amino acids. Gene Ontology annotation, biological process: transmembrane transport. The record is from RefSeq and is marked provisional. Gene Ontology annotation, molecular function: transmembrane transporter activity. Lineage: Eukaryota; Fungi; Ascomycota; Saccharomycetes; Saccharomycetales; Saccharomycetaceae. Gene Ontology annotation, cellular component: membrane.